CACAAAUUAGAAAUACAUUAUAUGAAGUAUUACUUAUAUUGUUUGUCAUAUCAUUGCUGUUGUACUCUAUGGUGGCUGUUGAUAUAUCUCUAACUUGUGAACCAGAGUUGAUAGUUAGAGACUUAGAGGACGAUUGUUCGAUGGUUUUUUUUCAUCAUUAUGAUGAUACGGGAAUCUUUUAUACAACUAUUAACUGCAUGAUUAGAUAUGUAAUGUGCGGGUUGUAAUAAAAUGGAUCGAUUAGUUAUGUUAAAACUAGAUAUUACAAAUGAGGGAAGGAAGUGUUAGUCUGUUAGAUGAUCUCUUAACUGCAAUACUUGCAUUAAAAAAAAUAACGAAAUGCUUCAGCCUUCAGGCAUCUAUGUGAAAUUACAUAAAAACUGUCAACUUGUGUUUUAUAUGGGAGGUGCUAUUACAGGCUGUUUCAUCAGAUGAAUAAUCCAACCAGAUGCUUCGACGAUGAUGGCCGUGCCAAAAGAACAGGUACAUGGCUUACCGCAAGUGCACAUAUCAUAACAGCCGUCAUUGGAUGUGGAGUUCUAUCAUUAGCAUGGGCCGUGGCCCAAAUGGGUUGGAUCGCUGGGCCCAUUAUUCUUCUCGUGUUUUCACUUGUUACGUGGUUUGCAUCUGCGUUACAGGCUGACUGUUACAGAAAUCCUACCACCGGCAAGAGACAUUACACUUACAGAGAGGCUGUAAGGUCUAUUCUAGGUGGAAGAAAAUUCAAGUUAUGUGGCAUUGCUCAAUAUUCCAAUUUUGUUGGAGUAUCAAUAGGUUAUACAAUCACCGCAUCUAUAAGCAUGGCGGCUGUGAAACGAGCUAUAUGUUUCCAUAGGAUGGGGCAUCAAGCAGGAUGUCACACACAUAAUAAUCAAUUUCUCAUUAUAUUUGGAAUUUUACAACUAUUGAUGAGCCAACUUCCCAAUUUUCACAAGCUUUCAUGGCUCUCUAUUGUCGCGGCUGCCAUGUCAUUUGGUUAUUCUUUCAUAGGAAUUGGUCUUGCCAUUGCCAAAGUUGCAGGUGGAAGCAAUGCAAGAACAUCCUUUACUGGAGUAGAAAUUGGAGUAGAUGUUACCGCGGCACAGAAGAUUUGGAAUAUAUUCACAGCAUUGGGAAACAUGGCCUUUGCUUAUGCUUUCUCUAUGGUUCUCAUCGAGAUACAGGACACACUAAAGCCAAACCCUCCUGAGAACGUAGUUAUGAAGAAAUCAAUAUCAGUUGGGAUUUUGAUCACCACAUUUUUUUACUUGUUGUGUGGAGUAAUGGGUUAUGCUGCAUUUGGGAAUGAUGCUUCUGGAAAUUUCUUAACUGGUUUCGGUUUCUUCGAACCUUAUUGGCUCGUUGCCCUUGCCAAUAUCUUCAUUGCUGUCCAUCUUGUUGGAGCUUACCAGGUAUUUGUGCAACCCCUUUUCGACUUUGUAGAGACACAAUGCACCACGAAAUGGCCUGAAAGUAAGUUCGUGAAUGCGGAAUACCCCGUGAAACUACCUCUAUAUGGUUCAUACACAUUUAACUUCCUCAGAUUUGUCUGGAGAACAGCAUAUGUCAUACUAGUGACAAUAGUUGCAAUGAUCUUCCCCUUCUUCAAUGAUAUUGUUGGCUUAAUCGGGGCGUUUUCGUUUUGGCCACUCACAAUAUAUUUCCCUAUAGAAAUGUACAUUGCACAAGGCAAUGCUCGCAAGUAUUCUUGGCGGUGGAUUUCGCUGCAAGUCUUGAAAUAUGGUUGCUUGAUUGUUUCCCUUGUGGCUGUGGUUUCUUCGGUUCGAGGUCUUGUUGUUGGUGUUCAAAAUUUGAAGCCAUUUCAAUCUGUUUCUUGAUCGAUGUAUAUCUAUUUGAUUAGAAGUUAGAACAUUUUUCCCUUUCACGUUAGAACAUUUUUAUUAUGUAUGCCAACACCAUUGGGGGUCAAUUUAAUCCUUAAUUUUAUUGUGCCACACAAUA
Messenger RNA from Chenopodium quinoa (quinoa), 1941 nucleotides. RefSeq names its product amino acid permease 6-like. Bases 432 to 1817 code for a protein of 461 amino acids. The transcript has 8 exons. The record is from RefSeq and is a predicted model, not a curated record. Lineage: Eukaryota; Viridiplantae; Streptophyta; Magnoliopsida; Caryophyllales; Amaranthaceae. Gene Ontology annotation, cellular component: plasma membrane.